This is a messenger RNA of Ostrinia nubilalis (European corn borer), 1248 nucleotides long. RefSeq lists its product as uncharacterized. Gene Ontology annotation, cellular component: cytosol; membrane. The record is from RefSeq and is a predicted model, not a curated record. Bases 71 to 1207 code for a protein of 378 amino acids. Lineage: Eukaryota; Metazoa; Arthropoda; Insecta; Lepidoptera; Crambidae. The transcript is spliced from 6 exons.
GGAAAACAACAGUUUUCAUUUGAAUUCUGCGCCUGAAACUUCAGCGCAAAAUGUAAUUUUCGCGUGUAAAAUGUUUCAGUUACACGUGGCUGUGACUUCAACGUUACUUGCCUUAAUUUUAACGACAGUUGUCUCUUAUAAAAAUGGUGUUGAUUAUGAUUAUAAAGAUUCAAUUGUGUCUAAAAAUUUUCCGCAAAAAAGUGACUUGUUAACUUAUUUGAAAUCUUUGAGACGAAUAAUUGAUUUUUGUUCAAAACACAAGGUCGACUUGGAUAUGAAUUUUGAGUUUGGGCUCUUUCUGAUUAAUGUAAACUUAAAAAAAGUUCUACAUAACAAGCGAAACCGUAUACCUAAACAUGUUCAAACUUACAUAACUUUACUACUGAAAGAGAAUGACGAUUUAAUCGAUUUCUUUGACUUCAUGGUCAGUGGAAAUCAUGAUUCAAAGGAGAGAUCGAAUAAGUUAAUAACAACAUUGUUUUCCAACGAAACCCAGUGGAUGAAGCGACUACAAAGGUUUCAUGCAGAAUUGUUAACGGAAUCAGAUGAGUCCAGCCAGCGAUUUUCAGGAAAAUCUCUUACCUGGUCCAGGUACAUGGAAAAUGUAGACGAUACGGACCGGUGGACUCCUUCACCAAAGUUAUCAGAUCUUUGCAUGUUAUCUCUGGCAAAUAAUGAGAUUCAAGACUCCAUUCAAACUAGGUGCGAUGUUUAUGAACCUUGCUAUGAGAUGCUCAUGAAUGGGACAGAUUUUGGAUACGCUCUUUCGCACAGGUUGUUGUUCCUACUACAUGCAAGGCACAGUAGAGGUUGCAGUAUAUUUUCGAAGGAGCAAGACGAGUCACUGACGAAAAAGUUCUGCAAAACUGCUUACAGUGAGGCGGAGUUUAUUGCUAAUAAUGACUAUCAGGCUGUCGAUCUACUCUUAGAACAAAUGGGUCUCUGCACUUUGGACGGCCACCCCCAAUUCCUGAAACGAUCGUGGCUUUCAAACGUCCUCCGUUUUCAAACUAAAUACGGCUGUUUUGGGCAAAGACUGACUCAGGCACCUGCUAGAUCCAGGUUAUCAAGACCCCCGCCCAUCUGGAAAAUAGCUAAGAACUUGGACCACAGAAUAAUGGAUGGACUAUGUGACGGGCAUGUAACUUCUGUAGCAUCCGCUACCCUCGCUGCUGCUAUUCGAUACAUACUGGAGACGUAUUAUUGAUGUUGCUAAUUCGUCGAAAUUAAAGGAAAUUAAUGAGUGAC